AUGUUUAUUUCAGAAUUAAUUCUGGGUUCAUUGUCUAUAGAAACAUUUCGAGUGAAAAAAACAAGAGAAGUUGGUUGUGGUUAUUAUCUUUUUGUAUCAUCGAUUAGUUCAAUGUGUAUGAUUAUUGUAUUAACAAUUAAAUUUUGGCAACUUGUUCUUUCACAAAUGUCCAUCAUAACUAAUGAAUCAAUACUCUUUAUUAAUUGUAUUUUAAUUGAAAUAAUUCUUAAAUCUUGUUUAGCAUCAAGUGAAUGGCUUAAUGCUUGUGUAUCUAUGGAAAGAAUGUUUAGUGUCAUUCAAGGUAUCACAUUUAACAAAAUUAAAAGUAAGAUAAUGGCUAAACGAGUGAUUUUUGUUGUUAUUAUCUUAACAAUACUUACACAUAUUCAUGAUCCACUUCGUCGACGAUUGAUUAAAGAUUUAGAUGGAGAGCAACAACGAACAUGGUGUUUAUCUCAAUAUUCAUAUAGAGUAACUAAAUACAACAGAUUUAUUACUCUCUUUCAUUUUCUAGGUCCUUUCUCAAUUAAUUUGAUAUCUGCUUUCGUACUUAUUAUAGUAGCAGCUUAUAGUCGUUCUAAAGUAGAAUCGAAACUAUCAUUCAUACAACAUUUACAAUCAAAACUUAAACAACACAAAAAGAUUAUUAUUGUACCUAUUAUUUUUUUAUUAUUAAGUGUGCCACGUCUUAUUAUUUCAUUCAUAUUGGGAUGUAUGAGAUCACCUCAUCAAUCUUGGCUAUAUCUUAUUGGCUAUUUUCUAUCAUUUAUACCAUCAAUGUUAAUAUUGUUUGUGUUUAUUUUACCAUCAAAAACUUACAAAAAUGAAUUAGAUAAAUCAAUACAACGAUGGAUUAAACGAUUUUGUCGACGAUCUUGA
Rotaria sp. Silwood1 is the source of this 879-nucleotide messenger RNA. The record is from the annotation of a GenBank genome assembly. Lineage: Eukaryota; Metazoa; Rotifera; Eurotatoria; Philodinida; Philodinidae.